Molecule: messenger RNA, 3195 nt
Organism: Carya illinoinensis
Lineage: Eukaryota; Viridiplantae; Streptophyta; Magnoliopsida; Fagales; Juglandaceae
Exons: 6
Coding region: 1-1017 (338 amino acids)
Source: RefSeq, a predicted model, not a curated record
AUGAGUUACUUCCUGACCCAGAAGAAAGAGGAGCUGGAUUUAGAUGUCCUUGAAGCAGAGGCUCUAUCUGCCGUUCUGGGUGUUGGGGAUCUUGGUUCCCAGAAGGAUGAAAGGAGGCAAGCCACAAGAGAGGAGCAAGAAAGAGCUGAGGCUGAAUUGAGAAACCAUGCAUACCAGUCAGCCUGUGCAAAAGCUAAUGAGGUGGCACAAAACGAUGUAUUACUGGAAGAGAUAAUUGGAAGCAGUUUUGGAUUAGCUUCAAGCAGCUCUACGGAUCCGAUCAUAAAAAUAUCUGAAAUCGCAGAAAGACUGAUAAUUGCUCCAGCAAUGACGAAAUCCACAUUGUUGGUUAAAGGCAAAUUUAGAAUGGUUGAUUUUCAUCAAUCAUUCCAUUACAUGUCAUGCGAGAAUUGCAAUAAAGCAAUUGGCUACGAGCGCGGCGAAAACUUCAUAUGUUAUAGUUGCAAGAACAUGACAAUUGCACAGCCAAGGUGUCUAGUUUGCUUAGAUGUGUAUGAUGACAGCACAUUGACACCAGUGGCUAUUUUUGGGUCUUUGGCAAAGCAAAUUUUGGGAUGCAUAACGAUUAAUCUUAUAGAACAUAGAGGCAAGGAUCAGGUGUCUUGCCAUACACUCGCGAAGGGGCCUAAAGUUGGACGUUUAUUUCCUCUACGUUUUUCCCUUCCUGCUGUUAUUUCGUUUGCUUGUAACACUGUGAACAAUAAGUGUGAAGUGUGGCACAAACGGUUGGGUCCUCCUAAUUCUAUUGUUUUAUCCCAUGUAAUAAAUUAUGGUUUGUUGGGCAAUAAAGAUAACUUUUCUUCUCAUCUUUCUUUUGAUUGCUCUACAUGCAAAUUAGGUAAAAGUAAGUCUCUUUCUUUUCCUUCUCAUGGUAGUCAUACUGAACGUUGUUUCGAUUUGAUUCAUAGUGAUGUGUGGGGCAUUUCUCCUGUUAUCUCACAUGCCAAUUAUAAAUACGUUGUUACUUUCAUUGAUGAUUAUAUGAAGUAUACCUAGAUUUAUUUUCUUUAUUCUAAAUCUAAAGUCUUCUCUGUUUUCCAACAAUUCACUGCUUAUGUUAAGACUCAAUUUUCUUCUCGCAUUUCUCGUCGUGUUGUUUUCUUUGAAAAUUAGUCAUUCUUUUAUUCUCAUGUUGAGUCUUUGCUUGCGAUGCAUGUCUUGCCUAAUUUUGAUAACUUGGCUUCUUCUCCUGUUCGCUUCAAACCUGGUCUUGUCUAUGAAAGACGCCACCCUACUUUGCCCCUUCCUGAGCCUAAUCCGCCAUCUGAGCCUGCUCCGACUGAAUCUUCUACAAGUGAUCUGGACACUCUCACAGUUCCUCAUUGUUCGACUAGAGUGUCUCAUCCGCCUGAUCGGUAUGGUUUCUCCCAUACCUCUCUUCAUACUACUUUGUCUUCCAUUCCCAUUCCGUUAGGAUAUUCUGAGGCAGCUAAACAUGAUUGCUGGCGUGUGGCGAUGGCCAACGAACUUUGAGCCCUUCAGGAUAAUCAUACAUGGAAUGUUGUCCGUUGUCCUGCUCAGGUGAAAGCUAUUGGUUGCAAAUGGGUUUAUUCUAUCAAGUUGCAUUCUGAUGGGACUCUGGAUCGGUAUAAGGCCCGGUUGGUUGCACUUGGCAAUAGGCAAGAGUAUGGGGUGGACUAUGAGGAGACUUUUGCUCCAGUGGCCAAGAUGACUACGGUGCGGACUAUACUUUCUGUUGUUGCCUCUCAAGGUUGGUUUCUUCAUCAAAUGGAUGUCAAAAAUGCCUUUCUUCAUGGCGAUCUUAAAGAAGAGAUAUACAUGACCAUUCCACCUGGUUUGUCCUCUUCUUCUCCAUCGGAUGUCUGUAAGUUGAAACGCUCGUUAUAUGGGUUGAAACAAGCUCCUUGAGCAGGGUUUGAUAAAUUACGCUCUACUUUGCUUCAAUUUUCUUUUAAGUAGAGUCAAUAUGACUCUUCUUUAUUUUUCUGUAAUACAUCGAUUGGCAUUGUUCUUCUUCUGGUUUAUGUUGGUGAUAUUGUUAUUACUAGGACCGAUUCACCCAACUGCAGCAGCAUCUUCAAGCCUCCUUUCAUAUGAAGGAUCUUGGUCCUCUUACAUACUUCUUGGGGUUGGAAGUUCAUACUGAUCCAUCUGGCAUUUUUUUGAAUAAGCAUAAAUAUACUUAGGAUCUGAUUACUUUGGCUGGUCUUCAAGAUACUUCUUAUGUGGAUACUCCUUUGGAAGUAAACAUGAAAUAUUGUCGGGACGAGGGUGAUCUCCUCUUCGAUCCUACUCUAUAUCGACAAUUAGUGGGGAGCCUGAACUAUUUGACUAUUACUCGGCCUGAUAUUUCAUUUGUUGUCCAGCAGGUUAGUCAAUUCAUGCAAGCUCCCCGUCAUCUACAUUUUGCUGUUGUUCGUCGUAUUAUUCGAUAUCUUUGUGGCUGUCCUAGUUGUGGCCUGUUCUUUCCUACUGGGACUUCUCUUCAUCUUGUGGCUUACAGUGAUGCUGAUUGGGCAGGAUGUCCUGAUACGCGACACUCUAUUACAGUCUAGUGCAUGUUUCUUGGUGACUCAUUGAUCUCUUGGAAGAGUAAGAAACAGGAUCGUGUUUCCAAAUCUUCCACUAAAUCUGAAUACCGUGCGAUGUCUGUUGCUUGCUCUAAGAUUCUUUGGCUUCGUGGUCUCCUCGCUGAGCUUGGUUGCGCUCAGUCUGAUCCUACUCCUCUCCAUGCUGACAACAGUAGUGCCAUUCAAAUUGCUGCCAAUCCUAUUUUUCAUGAACGCACGUAACACAUUGAGGUGGACUGUCAUUCCAUUCAGGAAGUAUUGGACACUCGUAUCAUUUCUUUUCCUCAUGUUUCUACUGACCUCCAGAUCACUGAUGUGUUUACUAAGGCCAUGACACGACAACGUCAUCAAUUUCUUGUGGAUAAAUUGAUGCUUCUUGACCGAACAACAUCAAUUUGAGAGGGGAUGACAGCAUGAUACAUCUCCACUUGCCUUAUUUAUCUUUUAUGAGUUGUCUAUAUAUACUUCCUUAUUUAGAUAGCAGACAUUCCAUACUUAGACAGAUUCUGUACAUAGUCAUAGUUUCCUUUCUAGUAAAUAGAUUUAAUUCCUGUAAUUUAGCCUUGAUUUCAGCCUUGUAUCUUGCACACUUGUGCCUAUAUAAUGAAAGGAAAUCCUCACUAAGGAGGUAUUGAAUCCACUA